This is a messenger RNA of Dimorphilus gyrociliatus, 1866 nucleotides long. The record is from the annotation of a GenBank genome assembly. NCBI's taxonomy places the organism in Eukaryota, Metazoa, Annelida, Polychaeta, Dinophilidae.
GUUUAUUACUUCAUACUAAGCUGUAUGUUUCCAAAUUUUUCUGGUCAAGUCCGAGCAAGUUGCGAAAUUUCUCAUUUUUAUGCUGACUAUUCAAUCAGUGAAGUUAGUUCAUAAACCAUCAUGGAACUGCAGCUGAAAGGUACAAUAAAUGGCGUGGACUUAAGUCAUACGAUUGAUGUUGACUUAUCAACAAAUGAAUUCAGCAUAGGACGAUCAGAGAAUAAUAGUUAUGCUUUCCCCUCUAAUGUGAAGUUUGUGUCAAGGGUUCAGUUCAUACUGAAGAAAAAGGAAAAUAAAUACAUCAUAACAGAUAAGAGUCGGAAUGGAACAUUCGUUAACAGAAAGAGAUUAGCUCAUGAUGAGACAAUAGAAUUGAAAAAUGGAGACGUUAUAUCCAUGAAUGCAUCGAUUUCGUUCGUUGUUCGCCUCCCAAAUGAAAAUUUAAAAAGGGGAAGCAGUACUUUAGAUAGUCCUUUUAAAGUGGGCGAAGGGCAAGAGGAAGAGAAAAAUGAAGGUGAAAGCGCUCACUCUAAAAAGCUGAAGUUGGACAAAGCCGAAGAUCUUUCAGAAGAAAAGGAUAAAAUUAUUGUUGUGAAAGAUAAUGACAAAACAUCAGCAGAAAUAAACGAAAAGAUUGAAAACGUUGAUGAAGCUGAGUGUCAAACUGGCUUCGAAGAUGACAGAAAAGACGAAAAAAAGCGUACGUGUAAAAUUGAAAAACAGACUUCAUCUGUAAAAGAGAGUACAGUCAAAAAUGAUGAGGAUAUUAUGAGUUGUAUUAUAUGUCAAGAAUUAUUAUACGAUUGUGUAAGUGUGAUGCCUUGUUUACACGUCUUCUGCGGAGGUUGUAUAAGUCUAUGGUUGGAGAGAAAUAAUACUUGUCCCCAAUGUAGAGUAACAAUAAAUCGAGCGUCUCGUUUUCACUUUCUUAGAGACUGUAUAGAAAUGUACUUGAAAACUCAUCCAGAACGGGAGAGAAGUGAUGAAGAUAAGAAACAUUUAGAUAGUCUAAAUACAAUUGGAAAUGAUAAAAUUAUCACUGAUGAGAAGGUACCAUCACCAGCUUCACCAGAUUCUUCGGGUUCUUCUUCUUCUUCAAGCAACACCAACGCUUUGCCAGAAUCUCAUGCAGCAAGCGGUGUUAGUUACUAUCCCGCUGCACUUAAACCUUCCCGUUGUCGUCAGUGCCCUGGAGCCAGACCAGAUUCCCUAAUGGAUGUACCUGGCUGUUCUAAGAGUAAACUGUAUAAGUUUAGAGUAAGAAUGAAAUUAUAUACAGGUAAAUACCCGAACUCUGGCACAAGAUUGAAAAUCUUGGCCUCUAGUCUUACCGAAUUUUCAAUUGACGAGAGCUUACUGAAAGAACAAUUAAAAGAUACAGGUGAUGAAGAUGAAGAGGAUAGCUUCUCUUGUUCAAAUGACCAAGUGCACACGCUGUGUCAAUGUUGUUUGCAAUUGUUCCCUAAGCGAAGCAGUGACGUUCAACCUAUUGUUUCCUGUAGUAUUUGUUAUAAUUCAUUUUGCCACGCCUAUUGGGGAUGUAAGAAAGCAGGCUGUAACGGUUGUAUAGGCAGGUUGAAAGAUUUAAAAUUUCAAACAUCUGCUUUGGAUAAAAUCAUAUUAAAUAACGGAUUUGAAUCAAACAUACUAAAAAAUUAUUUAGAACAAGAGAAUAAAAGUGUUGAAGAGCUAUGGUUGGAAUUAAUGGAAAUUCUUGGAAAUGGUGUAUUAACUCUAAACAGAAGUUUAUGCGGCCGCGAUAUAACAAGAAGACCAAACUGUUGGUACGGAAGUGAAUGCAGAACUCAGGGACAUAAUGUGCCUCAUGCUAAAGCCUAUAAUCACGUCUGCAGUCGGUCCAAAUGA